AUAAAAAUGUUUUACGGCAGUUGUGCAUUACUUUAUCUUUUACUCACACAGAUAAUAAAUAUUGAAGAUCUGCUCUGCUCAAAUUAUACAGGGCCACCAUCAUAAAAAUCACAAAAAGAUAUGAUAGCUUUAUUAUUUUCAACCAAAUUAUCGAACGUCGGUAAGUUUGAUUUCCGAGAAUUUUGUGCAUUAUUCAAAACGUGUAUGAAAUAUGAAAGGUUGUGCUGUUUAUACUGCUAUCAGAGAUGUAAUGAAACGGAAUUGAGAUAGGCAAUGGCCUUUGGCUACUGAGCCAGAACAGUGCUGUCUGCUAUGCAAAGAGAACAGAGCGGGAAAAACCACAACCUCUGACGACGUGGACGGUGACUUACUAAGUUAUAGAAUACCAUUGAUGCUUUUAACCUAAAUCUUGCAAACCACUUUUUUAAGAAAAAAGGUCAUAAUGAUAUGUUCACUGGUUCGUUUUGGACUGACGUCAUUAGCUGUUUUCGGGACAUUACAAUUGGCGAGUGGACACCUAUGUAAUCUUUAUGACGUCACAAGCAGUCACUUGACCUCACUAACGACCUUGACGACCUCAGAGUGCGGCUUUAACUGCGGAGUGACUUCCGGGUGCAUGAAUUUUGGUGUGUGCCAUGACUCAUCUUCUGAUAAUUGUACAUUUUACAAAACGGUUUCCAAGACGAGCUGUGGACCUUCAUCUUCUGUUCUCUGUUUUCUUUUUACCAAGGAUAUGUGUGAAUCAUCGCCCUGCACAACGGUGGCACAAAUCUCUACCGCUGUAACAGAAGGGGCUGUUACAACAACAACAACAACAACCACCCCAGCUCCAACAACCACUGCAUCUCCCACAACAACAACUGUAGCUCCUACAACAACAACUGUCGCUCCUACAACAACAACUGUAGCUCCUACAACAACAACUGUCGCUCCUACAACAACAACUGUAGCUCCUACAACAACAACUGCUUCUACCACAACAACAACAACUGAGGAUCCCAUAUGUGUUGCAAACCCAGGUCUUUGUCAAAGAAAGUGAAUAAAUUUUCACCAAGAAAAAGACAAUUAUAGGAAAAAGUUCAGUACAAUUAGUUUCAUGUAAAUGAUGCAAUCGCGACUUCUCGGGCAUUUACGGCAGAGCUCGGAAAAAGAUCUCGAAUGUAUGACAUAGGCACCCAUGACAACCCCCUUUUUAUAAAACUUGAUAUUUAUACAACACAUUUUACGAUCUGUUGAGAUGUGGGUUAGACUUCACUAAAGUCAAUGAUAUACCCUAAAAUAUUCCAAAGAAAAGUUAUGUCUAGCUGAUACUAAUUAUAGUAGAAAGAGACUCCAGUUUGUAUAAAAUUCUACCAUCCGGAAAUGUUAAUACAUUCGAUGCAUUUUGCCGACCUCUGCCGGAAAGGCCCGAGAAGUUGCGAUUGGUACAUGAUGUUAUAUUUAUAUCGAUUUUUUUAAAACAUAACUACAUGUAUUUAAAAUAAAACAAAAAACUAUUCAU
This is a messenger RNA of Magallana angulata, 1501 nucleotides long. Its product is annotated as integumentary mucin C.1-like. The record is from RefSeq and is a predicted model, not a curated record. The transcript has 2 exons. Lineage: Eukaryota; Metazoa; Mollusca; Bivalvia; Ostreida; Ostreidae. The coding region runs from base 443 to 1039 and encodes 198 amino acids.